Molecule: messenger RNA, 1304 nt
Organism: Striga asiatica
Lineage: Eukaryota; Viridiplantae; Streptophyta; Magnoliopsida; Lamiales; Orobanchaceae
Source: the annotation of a GenBank genome assembly
CACCUUCACAAGUCACGCCAAGCGCUACCAGUAUUGUUUGAAUCUAAACCAGGGAAGGGUUCUUCUUCAAAUCAAUUCAGCUCGCAUAACUCAAAUUCACCUCCAUCUCCCUCACUCCAUCUCCACUGCAACAAGGUCCUGAACGCUAACUUGUGCUUCUGCACUCUGGAAGGCUAAAUUCAUCAAAAUCCAAAAUUGAAGAAAUAAAGGAGUAAAGUGUUCCAAUGUGUUCUCCAUAGUUUGAAGAAUUCACAAUAAAAAAUUACCCGAAGCUAUUCUCCGAUGGUGGAUAAAUCAAGACCUAGCACAUUAACCGUUUACCUCUAUGUUCCCAAUGUUAUUGGCUAUGCGAGAAUUAUAAUGAAUUGCUUUGCUUUCGCGAUAUGCUUUGAGAACAAGCGUAUUUUUUCCAUACUGUAUUUCAUCAGUUUUGUAUUUGAUGCAUUGGAUGGUUGGUUUGCACGCAAAUUGAAUCAAGUUUCAACUUUUGGAGCUGUUCUUGACAUGGUUACUGAUAGAAUAAGUACUGCCUGUCUCUUGGUUAUUCUAUCCCAAGUUUAUAGACCUGGAUUUAUUUUCUUGUCAUUACUUGCUCUAGAUAUUGCCAGCCAUUGGUUGCAAAUGUAUAGUUCCUUCUUGGUGGGGAAAAGUAGUCAUAAGGAUGUCAAAGAUAGCACCAGCUGGCUGUUCAGGCUUUAUUAUGGAAAUCGGAAGUUCAUGGGUUACUGCUGUGUGUCUUGUGAGGUUCUUUACAUUGUUUUGUUUCUUCUGGGAAAGAAUCAGCCUGAGAAUAUCAGUGAAGUUUUAGUAAAUGCGGCUAUGCAGAGCUGGCUCUAUUUUUCUCUGCUUUCUAUGACUCUUAUUGGAUGGGCAAUCAAGCAACUAGUCAACGUAAUACAGAUUAAGACAGCUGCUGAUGCAUGCAUUCAUUACGACAUUGAUAAGCAGCGGUAGAAAGCAUUGGUGCAUUUGUGUUUUUCUUCGUAUUUUGGCGUUGACCUUGGCUAAAUGGACAUACGCGUUCUUGAACUUCUUAUGGUCGAGACUCGUUGGAAUCAGUAGCUGAUCAUAUAUAUUUGGAAGCAAACCUUGUGUCUUGUCUUGAUGAGCAAAAACAUUGAAAAGAACAGCAUGUGUACUCAUUGUUUGAAGCUCAAUUAGUUGGGCUCUUGUUAAAAGUACAAAAGGUCAAUUUCUUAUAUAAUGAAGCUGAUGGUUGAACCCAGUCUUGGAAUCAUGUUGUGCUUAGCUUGAUGUUUCCUUCUGCUAAUUAUUGUAACUCUUUGAUGCAUUGCAGUUUCCUU